This is a messenger RNA of Dentiscutata erythropus, 5722 nucleotides long. The record is from the annotation of a GenBank genome assembly. NCBI's taxonomy places the organism in Eukaryota, Fungi, Glomeromycota, Glomeromycetes, Diversisporales, Gigasporaceae.
AUGAAGACCGUAAAGGCACGCUCCGUAAAUCCAUCCUCUUUAGCGAAACAGACAAUCAACAAUAAUUUAAAAGCACUGAACAAACUUUGGCAUGAACGCUCAGAUACUGUAAACAAGCGCGUAUUAAGCGAUGCCAAUAUUCAAAACAUUGAGGAUAAAAACGCGUCGUCUAGAUCAAAUGUUCAAUCUUUGAUUAACGCGACCCUUUCGGCUAUUGGUGAAUUAGAGCAGAUUGAAGCAAAAUUGAAUCUUAAAACACUAGAUCUUGAAAAAGCUUAUUCGAAUUUAAUAAAAAGCAUGAUAGACUUUGGUUUGUACAGAGAAGCCAUUCAGCCUUUAUUAAAGCUUCGAAUGCGUCUUUUGAAAUAUCUUGGAGCGUGCAAUGGGUCGAAAAAUCCAAGUAGAAGCUCUAAUACCCUUCAAAAUAUAACACAUCCACCAAUGAAAAAUAAAAUUAGCAGAGGAUCAAAGAAUAUUGAUAGUUCAGAUUAUCUUUUUAACUUAUUCUCAUUUCAUAUUCCCGACAAUAACAAAAUUGAAAAUAAUGAGGCUAAGUUAUUGGUUUUAUCGAGCUUGGUCUAUGCAUAUCGAUGUUCCAUGGAACUUGAAGAAUUACAGUUUAUCAAGCGCUUGCCCGAAAUUUUAAAGAAUAAUGAUAGUCGAAAUCCUAUUAUUCUUUGCCAAUCAUUGAGAAAUACUGACUCAAAAAAUGUGACUAUGUAUACGGAAAUGUUAAUGCGAAUAAUUUCGAAAGCUUGUGCCAAACUUCAAGAUCUGUCAGAACCAAUACUUAUACUAAGAUUGCGAGCAGCUUCCUCAAAAUUAUUUCUUAUGACAGCACGUUUCGAUUUGGCAAAUCUGCUCGAUUAUGUACUGGCAAGUGCGGUGCAAUUUGAGAAAUCAAUUAAUAAAAAUACCAUGUAUCGAGAAUUAUUAAAUUUCCAUUGCGAAAUUUCAUCAUUAAUUAAAAUUCACAUAAAUGAAGCCAUUCAACAGAUUAAAUAUUUUAAAUGGCUAGAUCAUUUUGCACGUGUGGCGCGGCUGGUUAACGAUCGCGCAGAAAGUAUUUCAUGUUAUGAAAAUGCUGUAAAUUUAUUAUCCGAACGCGUGAGAUCAGAAGAGGAGCCACAUAAUUGUUUAGCGGAUAACCUACGAAUUGCUGCAUUAAAAAUCAAUAUUGUUUCUUUGGUUUUAGAGGAGCUUUUAUACAUGUCAAAAUGUUUUGACAUAUUACCGAAAUUAAAACAAUUACAAGAUUUACGAAAUACUAUUGCUUCUGUUUCAUUAAAUAUGCAAAAGGCUGAGCUAUCAAAAGAGGAGAUAUGUGCUAAAUCACAAUUGUUUAAGGCAGCUGAAUUAUUAAGACGACCAUGGUGUAAAAUUGUAGAAUUUAUGGAAGAUACUUCUAAGAAUAAAUCUAUGGAUUUAUCAAUAGUUGGGAAAUCAUCUGCAAUUAAAGAAACAAUAGAAGAAAUUGCUUUAUGUUUAGAUACGAUAUGUGUCAAUUUUCACAAAUAUAAGAGCCCUUUCUCUCAUAAAGAUUCGGAUUAUCUAGAUCCAGAAAAAGCCUCUUUAAUUGCUAUCGGGUUUUACGAGGACCUUUCGCGGUUCACACUUAAUUUUUAUAAAACAAGUUCCUUUAAGAAAUGUAUUUAUUAUAUAGAAAAGGCGCAUCAAAUUGCCCAGAAAACUUCUUGUAUUGAAGGGCUUCAUUGGAUUUCUAAUUCCUAUUAUCGAAUAGGCGUCUUUUAUCAUAAUAACAAUCAAGCUCAACUUGCGAUAGAACCAUUACAACAUGCAUGUACAAUUUUAGACCAGUAUGUAUGUAAAAUGCAACAAAUAAAAAAUAUAGAGGUAGUUCAAGCACAGUUGAGUAAAAGAUAUGAGGCCUUGGGGGCUUGUUGGAAUAUAUUGGGUGAAAUCAAGAACGCUCGCAUUUCAUAUGAGAAUUCUCUUAGAAAUUUUCCCAAAAGGGAAUUAACUCAGCUUUCAGCACUAGUUUCGACACAAGGAAUAUUUUCUGCAUUUCAACAAGUACCAAUUAUUUCAAAAUUAAUUGAACGCUGUAUUAAAUUAUCAUUUGUUGAUGAUUUGGAUAUCGAUAUUUCCUUGCCACACGAAAUUUUGUUAACUGAUGGUAUAGAAUUAGCAGGAUUAAUGGAAUAUGAGUUACGUGUGUUAAAGGCAUUUGAAGAUAAAUUAUAUGGCUCAAAAGUUGAAUCACUGUUAAUUGAAAAACUAUUGACAUUGUAUUGUCGAGAGGAAUUUCCAAUUCGUAGGGCUAGGGUAUUAAUCGAAAAAUCUAAAGUUAUGAGGUAUAAAGAAAUAAAUAUGCAAAUGAUAGCCAUGUCAUUGGCGGAAGAAGCUAUAGAAUUGUUAAAAUCAGAUGAUACAGGACAAGAUGCUUCACUUUUGCACCUUCGUCCGCAUUAUUUAGCUAUUGCAUAUUCCUGGAUUGGCAUCUUGACGCUUGAAUCUGGAAAACAAACUAUUGAUUCAUUUAAACGUGCCUUGAUUAUUUGGAGAAGUAUUUUAGCAAACGUUCCUUUAUGUUUCAAUGAGACUAUAUCACAACAUGAUAUUGAAAAUACCAAAAAAAACAUUGAUGAUGUGGAAAGAUUCUAUGGGCAUCUUCAAUCAGUUACCUUAUACAUUCAGAUUGGUAAAAUAUACCUAAACCUUGGAUAUACGGGCAAGGCUGGAUUGGCGUUUUCACAAGCAAAAGUCAUUCUUGAUUCGUUUAGAUGUGUUGAUGAUGUACAUUUGUUAUGGAUGUUGGGAUAUAGUCAUUACUUAUGUGCCAUUGGAAACAUGGAUAAAAGGGUUGUCCAGAAUGACGCUCGCCAUAGAAAACAUGAACAAUGGUUGAUAGCGGAUGCUUAUUUGACACGUUCGUACAUUUCAAUACGUUUGGGUAUCCUAGAAGAUGCAAUUAUUUGCUGUACAGAGGCCGUACGACUGCUUAACAGGCUGAUGAAAAGUAUUAACAAAAAUUCAAGAUGUUUUAAGGAGCAUAUUGGUGGAUUUUUGACAUUGUCGGCUCAGCGCUUAUAUUGGCGUGUAACUCAUAAACUUCUCGAAUGUUUUAAUCAACUUGGUCGACUCCACAUAUUGCGCGGAUGCGUUAAAGAAGCUGAUUAUUUUUUUAAAGAAGCUUUAAAUCUGAUUGAAACUACAAAAUCAAAUUCUGUUAUGAGUCUUUUUUUAUUGAAUGUUGCGGAAUUAGAAUAUCGAAAGCAUUGUUGGAAAGAAAGUAAAGAAAAAUUGGAUAAAGCAUUAGAGUAUCAGCAGAAGGCUGAUAUUUUUCAAAAAGAAGUAGCAUUAGCGAACUUAUGUAUGGGGGACUUUAAACAUCGUGAAGGCGAUUUCAAAUAUCGUCAAGGUGAUUCCAAAUUUCAAGUGCUUUGUUAUAAAACCGCAUUAGAAUGUUAUCAACAGGCGAACGAUAUUUUGGCCGAUAUUAUGAAAGAAGAUUAUAUAACGAAGCUUGAAUGCACAGAUGCGAGUGUAUUUCAAACACCAACGUGUAAAAAAUUUAUAUCCUGUUAUCAAACUAGUCCAAUUACUAAAAUUACAGGAGAUGGUGCCGUUCAGUAUGAAUGUUUUUUACUUUCGUAUAUGAAAAGCGAAUUAUUUCGUCGUCAAGGUUGGGUUUUAAGCAAACAAGGAAAUAUUAGUGAAGGCAUUAAAUUGAUUGAAAUUAGUUCAUAUUCGAAUCAAUCAUGCCUUGAAAAGGCAGAGUACUUAUUUGUAUUGAGUAAAGCUCAUAUUAUGAAUAUAAAUGAUACAUUAUUGAACCAAAAUCGUUUAGUGUUUGAUAAUGUAAGAGAUUCUGUACUUUCCCUUCCUUUGAUGGGAAAGGCUAAUAAAAAAAAGUCACGAAGGGUAAUAAAAUCAAAGGCAGAAAUUUCACCUCAGCUACUUCAGGAAAUUGAUCGAGUAACUGAAUGCCUAAUAAAAGUUUAUGAUCUGGCUUAUGAAUGUGGACCAACACAAUUAUUGCAAGAAACUUCGUUAUGUAUUGCAAUGACGAAUAUGAUCAAAUCUUAUGGGCAAGACCAAAACUUUGAUCAAUCUGAAGUGGCAACUAUGUGUGCUUAUUAUUUAGAGAUGACUAGAGCACUUACUGCAAAAAGACAGAUGGUUGCUAAAUUGAAUGAAAAAUUGCAAUUUUCCCUGAAGUAUGAUGAUAUGCAAUGGCCAAACCAGGUUGUAACAUCGGCAUGUUUGGAUGAUAAAGAUUGCGAAGAUGAUUUAAAUGAUGAAACUGAUUCUCAAAAGGAAUUUUUAAAAACUUUAUUGAAACAAUAUACAAAUGAAUUAUCACUAACUUAUGAACAGUUUCAAUCCGAGUUCUUGGACAUCUUGCCGCAUAAUUGGGUCGUCUGCUCUAUUUCUAUUGACAUUGAGACAAAUGACAUGUUCAUUUGUCGGUAUCAACGAAAAACAUCACCUUUAUUACUAAGAUUACCUUUGAAACGUCAAUUUAUCAGAGAAGGUGACGAAGGCGGUUUUGCUUACAGUGAUGUGAUUAAAGAAUUCAAUGAAAUACUAGAAUUAAGUAAUCAAAGUAUGCGAGCUGGUAAAAUGUUACAGACUAAACAUGAAAAGGUAGAAUGGUGGAAGGAAAGGUCACAAUUGGAUUUGAGGCUUAAAGAAUUACUUGAUAAUAUUGAGGAUUGUUGGCUUGGUGGUUUUAAGGGAAUUUUAAUGGCAAAUACACAUCAUGAUCUCAGUCAAAUUUCUCGUUUCAAAAAUAAAAUGGACAGUAUAAAUUUUAGAUGUGAUGUGCGCAAGUCGUCCGUUAAACAUCAAACAAAAAAUAAGCUUGAUAUUGAUGUAGAAUUAUAUAAGUUGUUACUUCGUUUAGGUGCAUAUCCUAAAGAUCAAGAUAUUGAAGACGUCCUUUAUUUCCUUGUGGAUGCAUACAAUAAAUAUAAUGACGAGCAGAUCGGGUAUGAUGAAAUAGAUUGGGACAAACUCACUAUAGACGUUCAAGAAAUAAUAUCUAGUAUUAAUUUGGUCGAUUCACCUCAAGCUGAUGAUCAGCAUGUGAUUUUGAUUCUCGACAAGAAUGUUCAAAUGCUACCAUGGGAAAGUUUACCAUGUUUGCGGUCUCAAGCGGUUUCGCGUUUACCUUCCCUAUCAUUUUUAAGAGAUCGUAUAACGUUAAUAAAUCACAUUAAUAAUAAACAAGACGAAUCAAAUACUUCGAAUUAUUUUAUUGAUCAACGCAAGGCCUUUUAUGUGCUCAAUCCAAGUCAAGAUUUAAAGUAUACGCAAAAUGAAUUUGAAGAUUUUGUAAAGAGUUUUCAAGAAUGGGACGGGGUUAUUGGUCGCCCUCCCUUUGAGCUGGAAUGCAAAAACGGAUUAGCAAAUAAUGAUCUUUAUAUAUAUGUUGGCCACGGUACUGGAGAACAAUAUAUUCGAAGUCAUUGUAUUAGAGCUCUUGACCGUUGUGCAGUUACUCUAUUAUUUGGUUGUAGUAGUGGUCAUUUGUGUGAUAGGGGAGAGUUUGAUCCAUCGGGUACGGCUUUAAGCUAUAUAAUAGCAGGCUGUCCUGCGCUUGUCGCUAAUUUAUGGGAUGUCACAGAUAAAGAUAUUGAUCGGUUUAGUAAAGCACUUUUCAAUAAAUGGAAAUUAUGUCCUAAUAAUAUGGAUGCUAUUACUCCAAGGGAGGAUGUAUCAUUGGUACAAGCUGUAUCAAUGGCAAGGAAUGAAU